AGAUCACAGAAGGCGGCUGAGGAUAUUUUGUACAGAACAACCAAAUUAAAGGAAACAGAAGAUUGCAAGGAUAUAUACAUAAAGAAAAAUAGAAAUGAAGAAGAAAGAAGGAAAUGGAACGAACUACUAGCAGAGGCGAAGGAGAAGAAUAAUGAAAGAUCUGUGGAAGAAAAGGAGAUAUUUUUUUGGAGAAUAGUAGGGGACCGAGUCAGAAAGUGGUACACAAGAGAGAGGAUAAAGAAGAACGAAAGUUAGAAAAGAUAGAUAAGAGUAAAUGUUUAAGAGUGAUGUAUACAAAUGUAGAUGGAUUAAUAACUAGUAAAUUGGAACUGCAAGAUUUCAUAAAGGAGAAAGAACCAAUGAUCGUAUGCUUAACGGAAACAAAACUGAACGAAGCUAUUAAAUUAGAGAUAAAUAAAAACUAUGAUAUAUGGAGGAAAGAUAGAAUGGGCAAAGGGGGAGGUGGAGUGAUGAUAAUGACAAAAAAGGAGUUAACAGUGAAAGCGGUAGAAUACGGUGAAGGUAAAGCUGAAAUUGCGAAAGUAAAUGUGGAAACCAAAAACAAGGAAAGGUUGACAAUUAUAACCGCAUAUGUACCACCCAGAACAAACUCAUGGUGUAAGGAAGAGCACGACACUGUGAUCAAUGACACUAUACGGAGUUUAAGCAAAAUGCUAAAGGAAGACAAAAAAGUUAUGCUAGUUGGUGACUUCAAUUGUAAAGAGAUUGACUGGGAGACAUUCGAGAGUAAUAGUGGAGAUAACGCAUGGGGAGAUAGAUUCCUAAGAUUGAUGAUGGAGAAUCUUAUGAUACAAAGAGUGAAUGAACAUACAAGAUAUAGAAGUGACGAUGAACCAGCAAGACUGGACCUAGUACUAACAAAAGGAAUAUACAUCAAGGAUGAACUAAGGUAUGGAUGUCCACUGGGCAAGAGUGAUCAUGUAACCAUAGAGAUUGAUACAGAAGUGGAGGUUACUAAAGAGGACGAAUCCUACAAAUCAAACAGGCUAAACUAUAUUAAGACAGACAUGGAAAACCUUCGGAAGUUUUACAAGAAAGUGGAAUGGGAUGAGUUACUGAGAAAAAAUAAAGUACAAGAAAAGUAUGAUAUCUUUAUGGAAGCCUAUAACACUGGUGUCAAAAAAUAUGUACCUGUAUAUAGACCCAAAGUUAAGGGUAGGAAGGACUGGUUUAAUGCCAAAUGUGCAAACGCAAAAGAAAAAAGGGACAAAGCAUGGAAAAGACUAAAAAGAAGGAAGAAUCAAAGAAACAAAGAAGACUUCAGAAUGGCGAGAAAUGAAUAUGUGAAAAUAAGGAAAGAAGAAGAAAAGGGAUAUGAGAAGGAUAUUGUGGAAAAUGCAAAGAACAGCCCAAGUUGUUUUACAGAUUUAUAAAUGGGAAGACUAAACCGAAAGAAACAAUAGAAAGACUGAGAGACGGGAAUGUGGAAGUCAAUGACCCUAAAGGUAUGGCAGAGUUAUUAAAUAGAAAAUUCCAGCAAGUCUUUACCAAAGAAACAAUCUUUAUUGCGCCACAAGAGAAUAAAAUAGAAGUUCAUAUGGAAGAGAUUAUGGUAAACAAAGAAGAGAUCCAUAAAUUACUGGGAGAACUAGAAGAGGGAAAAGCAGUAGGACCGGAUGGAGUUUCUGGGUAUAUUUUUUAAAAAAUGUAGAGAUGAAUUAAUUGUUCCAAUAUACGACAUCAUUAGAUGCUCAGUAGCAACAGGUACGGUGCCCAAUGAGUGGAGAAGGGCUGAAGUGGUCCCCAUAUAUAAAAGUGGAAGGAAAGAUGAACCUUCAAACUACAGACCCAUAUCCCUGACAAGUGUUUUGUGCAAAAUAUGUGAGAAAAUAAUAAAGAAGCAGUGGACUAAAUUUCUAGAAGAGCAUAAGUUAAUUACCAGCAAACAAUAUGGAUUUCAAAAGGGCCGAUCAUGUGUUACAAACUUACUCAGUUUUUACUCAAGAGUAACAGACAGAAUUCAGGAAAGGGAUGGAUGGGUUGAUUGUAUUUAUCUAGAUUUGAAAAAGGCCUUUGACAAAGUUCCACAUACAAGACUAUUAUGGAAACUGGAAAAUAAAGGAGGAUUGAAAGGAAAUAUGAAAAAAUGGAUGGCAAGCUACCUAAUGGGAAGGAGAUGAGAACUGUGGUCAAGGACAUAAAAUCAGAAUGGAGAAAUGUAGAAAGCGGAGUACCACAGGGUUCAGUAUUAGCACCGAUAAUCUUCCUGGUAUAUGUAAAUGACAUGGCUGAAGGAGUUAAUAGCUACAUAAACCUGUUUGCUGACGACGCUAAAUUACAAAAACAUAUAAGAAACAAAGAAGAUUGUGAAAUAUUGCAAGAAGACCUAUACAAAAUUUGGAAAUGGAGUAUGGAUUGGGAGAUGGAAUUUAAUGUGAAAAAAUGUCAUGUUAUGGAAAUGGGUAAAAGUGAAACAAGACCAAUCUGGAUAUACAAAAUGGGAAAUGGUGAAACAUUAAAAAAAGUGCAUGAAGAGAGAGACCUGGGAGUAGUGAUGAGGGAUGAUAAUCAACCAGAGAGUCAUAUAAAUCGGAUCUUUAGAGACACAUAUAACUUGGUGAGAAAUAUUGGAGUAGCAUUUAGCUACAUGGACAAGGACAUGAUGAGAAGGCUAAUCACUACCAUGAUUAGACCAAAAUUAGAAUAUGCAGAGGUAGUGUGGUCCCCCCAUAAGAAGAAGCAUAUAAAGAAACUAGAAAGAAUACAGAGGAUGGCAUCAAAAAUGGUCCCAGAGUUGGAGGGAUUAAUAUACGAGGAAAGAUUAAAGGAAAUGAACUUAACAACACUGGAACAAAGAAGAGAAA
This is a messenger RNA of Eriocheir sinensis (Chinese mitten crab), 2825 nucleotides long. RefSeq lists its product as uncharacterized. Gene Ontology annotation, molecular function: catalytic activity. The record is from RefSeq and is a predicted model, not a curated record. The transcript has 2 exons. NCBI's taxonomy places the organism in Eukaryota, Metazoa, Arthropoda, Malacostraca, Decapoda, Varunidae. The coding region runs from base 288 to 1394 and encodes 368 amino acids.